This is a messenger RNA of Stylonychia lemnae, 1941 nucleotides long. Lineage: Eukaryota; Ciliophora; Spirotrichea; Sporadotrichida; Oxytrichidae. The record is from the annotation of a GenBank genome assembly.
AUGUCACAUCACUAAGCCAAAAAGGUACUAGAGGAUGAUUAGAGAAAUACAAAUAUUCAUUAGCUCAAACGCAGAUACGGACAAGCGCUUUCACCCAGAAAUUCUAGAUUCUCAGGAAAAGAGGAAUUUACUAAUGACAACUAAUUUAGGAAAUUAAAGAGAUUCAAGGAAGGAGGACCAAAUGACUUUGAGCAAUAUGGAUCAUCUGAUUAAUAACAAUAGCAAUCCUUUAAUUAACCUAUAAGCGGAGCAAGCUAAAAUUAAUACCCUCCUUAAGCUUAAGCAUCUUAUGGGCAAACUUCAAAUUACUAAUCCUAUUCUUAAAGAUCAAGUUACAAUGAUAGAGCUUCUUCAUACAAUAAUAAUUCAAUUAAUUCUAACCAAUAAUUCUCUGCAGCUGCAAAUAGGAGAAGCUCACCAGAACGCUAAAUUUAAAAAUAUGAUAAAAGUGAAAAUAAGGGGAAUUCUAAAGAAAGAAGGAGAAGUUCAAGGUCUGACAGCAGAGAUAGAAGAUAUAAGAAAGAUAGUUACCGUAGAGAUAAAUACUCAUCAUCUCAUUAUCACAGUAAGAGAAGCAGAAAAUCAAGCAGAAGUUCGAGUUCAUCAGGAAGCAGCAGUAGCAGCUAUGAUAAGCACAAGAAAUCAAGAAAAUAUGAUGACAGAAAGCGUAAAAGUUCCAGAAGUCAUAAUAGAGACAGUGGACAUCGUAACAGCAGCAAAGGAGGAGAAAGAUCUAAGUCAAAGCAGAAUCUUUUAACAUCAGUCAAGGAAUCCGAGUCCAUAUUAAAUGCAAGUAAAGUCAAACUGGAAAAGCCAUUGAGUCCUAGAUAAUCUCACAAUGAGAGAGAUAGGGAGCGAAAUACUUAAAAUAAGAGUAGCGAUUAAUAGCAACAGUCAUACUAAACUUCCAAGCCAAGUUACUAGUAACAAUAAAGUAAAUAGAGUUAUCAGAAUAGCAGAAGUGGUUUUGAAUCAAGAGAUCAAAUCUAGUCAAGCAGACCAACUUAUCAGCAAUAUUAACAGUAGCAAACUCAAUACUAAAGCAGUCAAUACUAUAAUUAGUAGCAAAGAUAAGAUAACUAUGGAUAUUCAUAAUAAAAUCAAUCAUAUAAUAGCGCUUCUGCUUAUUAGUAGUAUUAGUAAACUGCUCCAGCAUAUCCAACUUAUUAGCAAAGCAAUUAUCCAUAUUACGAAGCAUAGCCAGCUUACUAGGCUCCAAGUACUACUCAAGCUUCUGAAACUUAAAACUACUAUGAAAUCUCCUAAUAAUAGCAUCAAACUGUUUAGGGCUUUUAUUAGCAACAGCAAUUACAGUAAUAGUAAUAGCUCUAGUAGUAAUAGCAACUGCAGUAAACUUAAUAAGACUAAAUAAUGAAGGAAUAAUCAGAUUAAACUGUGAAUUAAAAUGUCACUUAGCCGCCUAAAAAGUCGCUUGAUCCUAAGGACAUAGGGAUUGUUUAUUAUCCUCUAUCUGGUAAUAGCUUUGAGAAGUGGAAGGAAAUGCUUACUAAGUUAUUUGGAAACCACCCUAAUAUAAAUUAGUAGGUAUAUGAUUAAAUCAAGGAAGACUACAAAAAGAUCUUAGCUAACGAUAAUAAAGAGUACAAGGAAAAAGUAAGCAAGCAUCUCAAUCAUGAUGACAUCAAGAAAAAGGCAGAGUAAAAGAUAGGUUCUAUUUUAGAGUAGAAAGAUAAUGAGGUGAAGAUGAAAGAUGAGGAGGAUGCCAGCACCUAAGAGGAUAAUCCGUUUGCCAUUCAAUGUCUCCAGCCUAUAUAGGUCUCUAAUAUAGUGUCAAAGAAGCAGUAAGAGUAUUAAAAGAAACUCGAAGAGAGUGAAAGAGAGAUACAACGUAAAAAGUUCUAAAUUUUGGAAUUACAGAGCAAAAGAGAAUAACUCAUGAAAUCGCUGUAAAUGAGAGAUCAAAAGAUUUCAUAGAAUUGA